AUGACCUCAACCAGCACCGCUAUGACUGGAUCCCAGGUUCAGCUCAUGGCCGGCCCAGGCAUGAACUCCACCGAUGCAGGUGACCUCUAUGCUGCCUUUAUUACCGUCACCGGUCCCGUCUGGGCUCCUGUCACCUCCAGUGGAAGCGGAAAAUACACCGUUACUAUCCCCAAGGGUGUUGCAGGCCAGAGCUAUGUCGUUCUUACCAAGGGCAACAAGCAGGCCACUGACGACAACAUUGUUGCCGGUCCCGCUAUUAUUGAGGUUGGACAAAAGAUGGGAGCUAUGGGCAGUAUGACCACACCUACUUCGUCCAUGACUGGUCCUAUGAGUAGCACUUCGCCGUCCAAGUCUGCCUCGUCUACCCCCAUGUUCAACGGAGCCAAUGACAAGAAGGUCGGGUUGGCUGGUGUUACGGGUGCUGGUCUUUUUGCUGCGGUCGCCAUGUUGGUUUAA
Messenger RNA from Penicillium manginii, 456 nucleotides. RefSeq lists its product as uncharacterized. The record is from RefSeq and is a predicted model, not a curated record. The transcript has 2 exons. The coding region runs from base 1 to 456 and encodes 151 amino acids. NCBI's taxonomy places the organism in Eukaryota, Fungi, Ascomycota, Eurotiomycetes, Eurotiales, Aspergillaceae.